AUGCUAGACAUUCCUCGAAGGCCUCCCCCGGCCAUCCCACCGGAGGAAGGAGACACCGGGGAAGAGGUCGUCGUGGCCAUGUAUGAUUUCCAGCCGACGGAAGGCCACGAUCUCAGACUGCAGAGAGGCCGAUACGUCGUGUUGGAGAAGAAUGACAUGCUGUGGCGAGCAAGACAAUACGGGAGUGAAGGAUAUAUCCCAAGUAACUACGUAACAGGAAAGAAAUCAAACAACUUAGAUCAAUAUGAAUGGUAUUGCAGGAAUAUGAAUCGGAGCAAGGCAGAACAUCUUCUGAGAAGUGAAGAUAAAGAAGGUGGUUUUAUGGUAAGGGACUCCAGCCAGCCGGGCUUGUACACAGUCUCCCUGUACACAAAGUUUGGAGGUAGAGAGCGCGGGGGCCGAGGCGGCGAGUGCUCGCUCUGCGCUCAGCUCGGUUUUGAGAUCCCGUCCCCCGACCGAGGACUUGUCACAAGACUGCGGUACCCGGUUAGCACGAAUGGGAAGAAUGCACCAACCACUGCAGGAUUUAGCUACGAGAAAUGGGAGAUCGACCCUUCCGAGCUGACCUUCAUGCGGGAGCUGGGCAGCGGGCUGUUCGGGGUGGUGAGGCUGGGCAAGUGGCGCGCCCAGUACAAGGUGGCCAUCAAGGCCAUCAGGGAGGGCGCCAUGUGCGAGGAGGACUUCAUAGAGGAGGCCAAAGUGAUGAUGAAGCUGUCGCACCCGAAGCUGGUGCAGCUGUACGGCGUGUGCACCCGGCGGCGGCCCGUCUACAUCGUCACCGAGUUCAUGGAGCGCGGCUGCCUGCUCAACUUCCUGCGCCAGCGCCAGGGCCACCUGGGCAGGGACGCGCUGCUCAGCAUGAGCCAGGACGUGUGCGAGGGCAUGGAGUACCUGGAGAGGAACGGCUUCAUCCACCGGGACCUGGCUGCCAGAAACUGCCUAGUAAACGAGACGGGAGUGGUGAAAGUAUCCGAUUUCGGGAUGGCCAGGUACGUCCUGGACGAUCAGUACACGAGCUCUUCGGGUGCCAGUUUCCGUGAAAGUGUUUUAAUGUGGGAAAUAUUUACCGAAGGCCGCAUGCCCUUUGAAAAAUACACCAACUACGAAGUGGUCACCAUGAUCACCCGAGGUCACCGGCUCUACCAGCCCAAGUGGGCGUCCAGUUCCGUCUACGAGGUCAUGCUGCGGUGUUGGCAGGAGAAACCAGAGGGAAGGCCUUCCUUCGGAGACCUGCUGCGCACGAUAGACGAACUGGUGGAGUGCGAGGAAACUUUUGGAAGAUAAACUGGUGCUGUGGUCAUCAGCUCCCAGAUUCCAAAGCACGAGGAAGGAAUGGCGCUUGGUGGCUGACUGUUAAUUUAUUUAGCAGCACCUGGAUGUGUAGAUGGUUUUACUUAUAAAGUGCAAACACCUGAAGAAUUUGCUUCCCAGAGCAGCCUUCCCUCUGCGACGGAAUCUUCUAGAUCGUGGAAACGCUGCCUUGGAGACGGUGAUUACAAGCACUCGUUUCCGGUCACUCCUCUGGCACUUGAGUGGCCGCCGUGGGGGCUGUCAUUGGACCGUGUCAACUGGUGCCAGAAGGGGGAGUGUGUCAGAGCUGUGUCCCAGCCACCUGUCCUUUCUCUUUGACGUCCCCGGAAACCCAGGCCUGGGGCGUUGUCCAGAGUUGGGUUCUAGGUGAAUCAGGAACCCACCGUGGAUAAGUUCCCGUCUUUUUCUUGUGAAAACACCUCUAGUUCCAAGACUGCACAUAGUAUCACAUUUAAAAUAUUU
This is a messenger RNA of Microcebus murinus (gray mouse lemur), 1773 nucleotides long. The record is from RefSeq and is a predicted model, not a curated record. NCBI's taxonomy places the organism in Eukaryota, Metazoa, Chordata, Mammalia, Primates, Cheirogaleidae.